Messenger RNA from Lottia gigantea (owl limpet), 339 nucleotides. RefSeq lists its product as hypothetical. The annotation marks the transcript as partial. Gene Ontology annotation, biological process: negative regulation of mitotic cell cycle; negative regulation of cell population proliferation. The transcript has a single exon. The record is from RefSeq and is a predicted model, not a curated record. Gene Ontology annotation, cellular component: cytoplasm; nucleus. Lineage: Eukaryota; Metazoa; Mollusca; Gastropoda; Lottiidae.
AUGAAGGACGAAAUUACAAGUGCCGCAGAAUUCUUGACAGGCCUUUUGAAAUCUAGCAAGGUAUCGAAAGAAACUGUCGAAAAAUUCCACAACAUUUUAGUCCAGAUAUUGUGUAAUCGUUUUCAUAAUCAUUGGUUUCCAGAAAAGCCAUUCAAAGGGUCCGGGUACAGAUGCAUCCGAAUCAAUCACAAAAUGGACCCUGUCAUUAAGGAAGCCGGAGAAGCCAGUGGACUCCACGAUUCCAUCUUAAAUACCUACCUACCACGAGAACUCACAAUGUGGAUUGAUCCCAGGGAUGUGUCUUAUAGAAUUGGUGAAAAUGGAAGCAUCGGAAUGCUG